AAUCAACUGGAAAUGUGAAUCUAGAUUAUACACCCUAUCUGUGAAGAGUGUUAGCAAACUAUUCUCCUUACAGAACAAACAAAUGGCAUGGAUGUUUUUGUUGUGUCUUGAAUUGAUCAGUCUUUUGAAUAGUUUCAGCCUUCUCAUGAUUCACAGCUUUAAGAUGCUUUAAUGGAGAGAACAGCUCAUUUCUGGCAAACACAUGGGCCAUGGUGAACGUGAGCAUGGAAGACCGGGUGGAGGUAUAUUUAAAAGACAAGGCUGAAAUCUCCUGUAUCUACACUCUGAAGGAACCAGCCAAGAUGUUAGUCUGGUCUACGAAAUCGCCAGGCAGGGAAAAAAGCAAGAAAGGACUCUUUACCUAUGAUACUCUAGAGAACAAGAUCAUCGAUGAGGACAGUGAAUACGCCGGACGCAUCAACUUCACACACUCUCAUGAACCACAGAACUCACAAGGAAGUGGCCUUCUGAUCAUCGACAAUGUGCAGCUGAGUGACCAGAAGGAGUACACCUGCACCGUGCAUAAUGUGUCGACAGACAGCGGUGAAGGACACACUCUUCUCCAAAUAUUCAACUCGCCAUCUCUACCUGUGAUUGAAGGUACAUACACAGGGAUUUCAGUUACUGAAGAGGAGCCAUCAAAGGUUGCACAAUGCAUAGUGGACAAUGGGUAUCCCAGACCGAUUAUCACAUGGUACAAGGACAGAUUGCCUCUCCAGCAAUCAGAUGGUGAGGUAAAGAUCUCGGAGUCAGAGACAAACAAAGCCAACGGCCUGUUCACAGUCGAGAGUAAUCUGUUCAUUAAGGCUCAGAGGACAGAUAAAGAUGCUGUUUUCUACUGUGAGGUCAAAUACCCUGUCCCCGGUGGAGUAAGAAUGACAGAGUCCAAGAAAAUCAACAUCAGUGUUCACUACCCUUCGACAGAAGUAAAAGUGUACGUAAAUCAACCUGAUAGGCUUAUUAAAGAAGGCGACACUGUGGAGAUCUGGUGUGAGGGAAAUGGAAACCCUCAGCCCGUUUUUACUUUCACACAUAAUGGGGAAGAAUUGAGCGGGGAUAAUCAAAUGCUGCUUUUGGAAAACGUCACACGGUCAGACAGUGGGAUGAUUGUGUGUCAGUCAAAUGACUUUGAGGCAAACAUUUACACUGAGGACUCCGUCAAUAUCACGGUGCACUAUCUGGAUCAAAUUGUGGUGACACCAGAGAAGUCUGUUCUUCACCAGGGGGAAAAUCUCAAUUUAACUUGCAACGCUCUGUCUUCUUUAACCACAGUGACAGCAUGGUAUAAGGAUGGCACGCGGCUGGUGGAGACGCAUGGUUUGGAGUUACACAAUGCCUCCUAUGACACUGCCGGAGUGUAUAUGUGUGAAGUGACCGUCCGUUCCCUGCCUGAGCUACAAGAACAAAAGUCUGUGCAGAUCAGUGUGCGAGGGAAGCCUAAGUUCACAAAGGAGAUAGAAGUGGGUCCAGUGAAUAAAGCAGAGCGCUCUGUUAACCUGACCUGCUAUGCAGAAGGCUUCCCGUUCCCCACCAUCACCUGGACCCUCUCUGACCAACGGACUGGGCAUCCUGUCCCUGUGCCGGAAGCGGAGAACCAGAUGACGGACACUGGUAUUGUCAGCAUGAUCUCUGUGAGAGCCAUGUCUGAACUCACAGCCAAGUGCAGCGCUGCCAAUGUUCUGGGGACAGAGGAGAUUACUCGCAAGAUUAAAGCAUAUGCACGUGUGACAACAACUACAACCCAAGCCACCAGCACAAAAGGAACAAGAUUAACCGUCCCACCAAAACAACCACAAACAGGAGGUGGAAGUGGAGUCAUCAUAGCCGUCCUCAUCAUCUGCCUCCUCCUCAUAGCCAUACUGGGCAGUGUGCUCUACUUCCUCUACAAGAAAGGAAAGCUGUCCUGUGGACGGUCGGGAAAGAAGGAUUUCACGAAGGAAAAGGCCAGUAAGGAUGAUAUUGUGAUGGAGAUGAAAAGUGGUAAAUCUGAAGAGGCAGUGCUUCUACAGGGAGUCAAUGGAGACAAGAAGUCCCCCACCGAAUAGAGUCAAAGACUGAAAACGACAUGCAUAUGUGGAGAGCCGCUAACAGCCACUGUCCUUCAGAGCUCCUUCUCAGGGUGAAUCCCAAUCUGAGUGCUCGAAGACCUCACAAUACACCCACAUCUUCCCCUCUACUCAAAUACCCACUCAAUUCUGCCUUUUUCUGCCCAUGUUUUAUGUUUGGACUGCUAUAAUCUGAUUUAGUAUACAGCAAGAUGAUCCACAAAGCACCAAGUUCAUAAUGGACUCCGCUUCAGUAUUUACAAAUUGUACAUAAAUAUGACAUACUGUAUAUAUUUAGCUAUUUAAAAUGCCUGAGACAUCUGAAAGGUUGCGCUUGAGUCUCUUUUUGAUAAUGCAAGUCUCUUUGUUGAGGGGCAUUUGAAGAGUCAUUAUUUGCUGUGUCUGAUCUGAACCUGCUCUCACCUCCUCCGCACCAUUAGUCCAUGCACUGAGCCGUCUGUACCACUGUAAACCUUCAUCUGUCCUCUAAUGAGCUGCACUGAAACGGCCCAAUGAUAACGCUUGAGGGCAAUUUCCCUACAAAUAAAUGAUCAGUGAAAGGCUCUGACAUGGUUGACCUUUUUUCCAAAUAUGUAAGCAAAAUGUUGGGUUCAUGUCUUGCCUCUAGUUUUAUUAUUAUUAUUUUAAAUAAUUUUAUUAGCUAUAUCGAAUUCAGUUUGUUCACUGUGAGGGCCAAGCGAGUGAACUAUGUUAAUGUCAGAUGGGCUAAAAAGGUCCCUCUAGCCUGAGAAAAAUUUAACUUUUUUUUUUUUUUUUUUUAAUGCCAUUACCUGCUGUCCUAAUCUUGCACUUGAAUGUAAAUAAUAGAGAAAUACAAGACCAACCCUCCCGUUUUUAAAUUUUAGGGGAAAUAUUAAAUGCAUGUGGAAGACUGCAUUCAUUUAUCAUAUUGGCGGGAGAUUACAACAGGAAAAAAUGCAAGUGUUAUUUUUACACUGAAGACAUUUUUUUUUUAAACUAUAUAUUCUAUUAGAUUUUUUUUUCUCCAAUGCAUAUUUUAAAGGUUUAUAAGUUGUAUCUUAAUCUAUGCAGCAUGUACCCUGUACUUUAUGCAAAGCAGACCCACAGAUGGAUACAAAAGUCCUUAUUAUACUGAAGUUCACCCGUUUCAUUUCCUCUGGGUUUUUAUUUUUGUCCCUGGUAUUUUUGUUAAUGCUUGUUUUUGAAUUGUCCUGGUAUUUCUAUUAAAAAUGGCUGGCUUACUCAGGCCUAUAUUUUA
Carassius gibelio (silver crucian carp) is the source of this 3285-nucleotide messenger RNA. RefSeq names its product melanoma cell adhesion molecule b (gene mcamb). NCBI's taxonomy places the organism in Eukaryota, Metazoa, Chordata, Actinopteri, Cypriniformes, Cyprinidae. The record is from RefSeq and is a predicted model, not a curated record. The transcript has 17 exons. The coding region runs from base 210 to 2045 and encodes 611 amino acids.